Molecule: messenger RNA, 1146 nt
Organism: Acomys russatus (golden spiny mouse)
Lineage: Eukaryota; Metazoa; Chordata; Mammalia; Rodentia; Muridae
Gene: Mef2b
Product: myocyte enhancer factor 2B
Exons: 9
Coding region: 76-1125 (349 amino acids)
Biological process (GO): positive regulation of transcription by RNA polymerase II
Molecular function (GO): DNA-binding transcription factor activity, RNA polymerase II-specific; protein dimerization activity; RNA polymerase II cis-regulatory region sequence-specific DNA binding
Source: RefSeq, a predicted model, not a curated record
GGACCCUUUGGUGGAGACCCUCAGUCCCCCAGCCUGAACCAAGCAGGGAACAGCCACUCUGCCCAGCCGUGCACAAUGGGGAGGAAAAAAAUCCAGAUCUCGCGAAUUCUAGACCAAAGGAAUAGGCAGGUGACCUUCACCAAGCGCAAGUUCGGGCUGAUGAAGAAGGCUUACGAGCUGAGCGUGCUUUGCGACUGCGACAUCGCGCUCAUCAUCUUCAACAGCGCGCAGCGGCUCUUCCAGUACGCGAGCAGCGACAUGGACCGGGUCCUGCUCAAAUACACUGAGUACAGCGAGCCGCACGAGAGUCGCACGAACGCGGAUAUUCUGCAGACACUGAAGAGGAGGGGCGUGGGCCUCGAUGGGCCUGAGCUGGAAGUGGAGGAAGGGCCUGAGGGUCCGGGAGAGAAGCUGCUGAGGACGCUGGGAGGCGACAGGAGCUCGGCCUCGCCCCUGCCUCGGAUCUAUCCAGUGGCCCCUGCGAUGUCGGUCUCAGAGCUGUCAUACCGGGUCCCACCCGCCACUCCAGGCUGUGACCCUGGCGGGCUAGGGGAGUCGUCUGCACACAGCCGCCAGCCUCACUUUCGACCCCCGGGUCUGGGACACCCCAUCUUCUCUCCGAGCCACCUCGCGGGCAAGACGCCCCCACCCCUGUACCUAGCGACUGACGGGCGGAGGCCAGACCUGCCCCCGGGCCUGGUUGGGGCCCGAGGGGGACUGGGCACCUCGAGGAGCCUGUACAGCGGUCUGCAGAGCCCCGGCACUACUCCGGGCCCCGCUCUGGGUAGCUUUGCCUUCCUGCCAACAGGCUCCGCAGAUUGCAGCCCCGGAGACGCCGCUCAGCUUCCGUUGCAGCCUUCUCCCUGGCCACCAACGAGGGACGCGGUGGAUCCUGUCCGGCCAGCUGCCCGCAGUCUAUGUGAGGAGGGUCCGCCCAGCAGAGUGGCGUCCCCUCCGACGCCUCCGAUGAGCAUCAAGUCGGAGCGUCUGUCUCCAGCCACUGGGGCCUCGGGCGACUUCUCCAGGUCGUUUCCCUACCCACUGCUCCUUGCCAGGCCCCUGGCAGAGCCACUGCGGCCCGCGGCCUCCCUGCGCCGCUUGACCCCUGACGGCUGGUCGCGGUAGCGCUCCAGGAGGCUCCUCCAC